This is a messenger RNA of Nycticebus coucang (slow loris), 3489 nucleotides long. It is a transcript of the gene PEX5, whose product is annotated as peroxisomal biogenesis factor 5. The transcript has 16 exons. Gene Ontology annotation, biological process: protein import into peroxisome matrix, docking. Lineage: Eukaryota; Metazoa; Chordata; Mammalia; Primates; Lorisidae. Gene Ontology annotation, cellular component: peroxisomal membrane; cytosol. Bases 303 to 2225 code for a protein of 640 amino acids. The record is from RefSeq and is a predicted model, not a curated record. Gene Ontology annotation, molecular function: protein binding.
GGGGCAGGACUUUGUCUCCAUGGAGAUUGUGACGCUGCCCUGCUAGGGGCUAUUUGGAAUGGGUAUAGGCCUAGGAGGCUGGAGAAGGCCGGGCUGACUCCCCGAGCCCCUCGUGUUAGGGCCUUCCUCUUUCUUGGGCUUGGGAACAUUGGCCAGCCCCAUUUUAGAGGGGGAAACUGAGGCCCAGAGAGGGCAGGAAAUCUCCUUGGUCACAAUGCGCCUCCAUGGAAGACCCAGGAUGAACUAAACCCAGGAUCUCGCGCCCUCGGCUUUUCCCCAAAUCCCGAGAGCUGGUGGUCACCAUGGCAAUGCGUGAGCUUGUGGAGGCUGAAUGUGGGGGUGCCAACCCGCUCAUGAAGCUGGCCGGGCACUUCACCCAGGACAAGGCCCUUCGGCAGGAGGGAUUGAGGCCUGGCCCCUGGCCCCCGGGAACCCCUGCUUCUGAAGCAGUGUCCAAACCUUUGGGAGUAGCUUCUGAAGAUGAGUUGGUGGCUGAAUUUCUGCAGGAUCAGAAUGUACCACUUGUAUCCCGUGCCCCCCAGACUUUCAAGAUGGAUGACCUCCUGGCAGAAAUGCAGGAGAUUGAACAGUCAAACUUCCGUCAGGCUCCCCAGAGAGCCCCUGGUGUGGCAGACUUGGCCUUAUCUGAGAACUGGGCCCAGGAGUUUCUUGCAGCUGGAGAUGCUGUGGAUGUAACUCAGGAUUAUAAUGAGACUGACUGGUCCCAAGAAUUCAUCUCUGAAGUUACAGACCCCUUGUCUGUGUCUCCUGCCCGCUGGGCUGAGGAGUAUCUGGAACAGUCAGAGGAAAAGCUGUGGCUGGGAGAGCCUGAGGGAACAGCUACCGCUGAUCGCUGGUAUAAUGAAUAUCAUCCUGAGGAGGAUCUGCAGCACGCUGCCAGUGACUUUGUGGCCAAAGUGGAUGACCCCAAAUUGGCUAAUUCUGAGUUCCUGAAAUUCGUGCGGCAGAUUGGCGAGGGGCAGGUGUCCCUGGAGUCCGGUGCAGGGUCGGGCCGAGCUCAGGCAGAACAGUGGGCAGCAGAGUUUAUACAGCAGCAGGGUACAUCAGAUGCCUGGGUUGACCAAUUCACAAGACCAGUAAACACAUCUGCCCUUGAUAUGGAGUUUGAACGAGCCAAGUCAGCUAUAGAGUCUGAUGUCGAUUUCUGGGACAAGUUGCAGGCAGAGUUGGAGGAGAUGGCAAAACGGGAUGCUGAGGCUCACCCCUGGCUUUCUGACUAUGAUGACCUCACGACUGCUUCGUAUGAUAAAGGUUACCAGUUUGAGGAGGAAAACCCCCUGCGUGAUCACCCUCAGCCUUUUGAAGAAGGGCUGCGGCGGCUUCAGGAAGGGGACCUGCCAAAUGCUGUGUUGCUUUUUGAGGCAGCUGUGCAGCAGGAUCCUAAGCACAUGGAAGCUUGGCAGUAUCUGGGUACCACCCAGGCAGAGAAUGAACAAGAACUAUUAGCCAUCAGUGCAUUGCGAAGGUGUCUGGAGCUAAAGCCAGAUAAUCGGACAGCACUGAUGGCACUGGCUGUAAGCUUCACCAACGAGUCCCUGCAGCGACAGGCCUGUGAAACCCUGCGAGACUGGCUGCGCUAUACACCAGCCUAUGCCCACCUGGUGGCGCCUGCUGAAGAAGGGGCUGGUGGGGCAGGACUGGGCCCCAGCAAGCGUAUUCUGGGGUCUCUGUUGUCUGACUCCCUAUUUCUUGAAGUGAAAGAACUCUUUCUGGCUGCUGUGCGCCUGGACCCUACAUCCAUUGACCCUGACGUGCAGUGUGGCUUGGGAGUCCUUUUCAACCUGAGUGGGGAGUAUGACAAGGCUGUGGACUGUUUCACGGCUGCCCUCAGCGUCCGUCCUGAUGACUAUUUGCUGUGGAAUAAGCUAGGGGCUACCCUGGCGAAUGGCAAUCAGAGUGAAGAAGCAGUAGCUGCAUACCGUCGGGCUCUGGAGCUUCAGCCUGGUUAUAUCCGGUCCCGCUAUAACUUGGGCAUUAGCUGUAUCAACCUUGGGGCUCACCGGGAGGCUGUGGAACACUUUCUGGAGGCCCUCAACAUGCAGAGGAAAAGCCGGGGCCCUCGGGGCGAAGGGGGUGCCAUGUCAGAGAACAUCUGGAGCACCCUGCGUCUGGCAUUGUCUAUGUUAGGCCAGAGUGAUGCCUAUGGGGCAGCUGAUGCUCGGGAUCUGCCUACCCUCCUAACUAUGUUUGGCCUGCCCCAGUGACAAUGGGAUGGGCUGCCUUGUGAGUGUUCGUCUGGAGGGGUCCCCGCUCUGGACGUGACUCCCUCUCCCCCAAAUGUGCCUACCAAGGGGGUGGGCUGAUGACCAUAAGCGGUACGGCCUUUCAGGAGUAGCUGCCUCAGUGUUAGGGGUGGGUAGUCCGUGUUCUAGUUCCUACAUAAUUGUAGGGAAACAAGCUGUGUUGUCUCUAAGUCCCUUGGUAAUUCAAGGGCUGUACAUCCAUGCAGAUCUCUCUGUUCAUCAUGCCCUUUCUUGGUGCUGCUUUUGGGUAGGACCCAACAAUUUAGGGUAACUGUUGUCAUCAGCUGCCAUUUCUGAUAGGUAGAAUGUCUCCCCUUUCCCCCGUUUCUGCUGGGAGUUGGUAAUAGUCUAGCUCCUUGGGCAGUUGUAUGUAAGAGAUUCUUCUGCCAUGCCCCACCAUUGAUGACUAUCUGGGAUAGGAUGUGUUAGGAGUUGGUCUGUUUGAUUGAAAUGUUGAUUUGGCUCAGUAGAGCUGAAUUUUGGUAGGGGUGCUCAUAGUUCUCUUGCUCUUGGACCUCUCUUGGCUUUGAGCUCUGAUUUCCUGUGAGCACAGUGCUGAUACAGUAAUACUAGUAACAUUAAUCCUAGUGGUCCUCAGGAGCUACCCGGGUCAAUUGUGACAGAGCGUGUUUGGUGUGGGGAAGGCGGAAUGCGCAUUUGUGAAAUGAACCUGGUGGAGACAGCUGGGAUCAGAUCAGGGGCUUUGUCUUGGGGCCUUUGGUGAGAGGGCAGAGCAAGUGGGAAGAGGGGUGUGGUGAGUGCAGCAAUCCGUCCUCUUAGAAAGACUGUGAGUAGGAAUUGAGCUAAAUCUUCUAGAAAGUUGGUUCAGAAAUUAUAGUCUUGCCAAAUUUCUAGCAAAGUUCAGUGUUACUAUAAGCCUUUGCUGUACUUCUUGAAAUGUUCUAGGGGAGAGCAUUGAAAAACCGUCUUCCUCCAUAUUACCUACACAAGGUGAAGAUGGAAGGAAGAUGAAGAGGAGGAAGCAGCUUGGAUUCUUCUCUUCUCACUUGUCCCCUGCACGGGGAGAUACACUGACCGCCAGAAAUGACUGCUAAGCCUCUUGCCUUGUCUUCAGUAGCUAAUGAUCAGAGAGAUGUUUUUUUAAACUACCAUGGUCCCAAGGUUCCAUCCUGAAAUUUAUUUUUUUUUUGUAUGAAUAUGUGUAAAUGAUUUAAAAUUAAAACUGUAAAAUAUUUGUAUGAAGAAUAAAUGGAACUGGUGUGGG